GAAAAGAAGAUGAUAGACGUGUCCAAACCAAUAGACAAGAUGUUCGUUGGUUAUGCUAUUCGGUUGGAUUUACGUUUUUAGGGCGGGUUUAGUUUUCGGAUACGGAAGAGGAAGGAGCUAUGUUUUGAAAGCAUUGUCAGAAGUUUAGAAAGUUACGAAAAAGGGACUUGUUGAAAUAAUUUUACAUGACAUUAUUUACAUAGGGAAGUGAUACUAUUAAAAUACAUCCUAAUUCUAUUCUAACAACGUGCGUGUCACUAAUUGAAGGAAGGCAGUUUGGGAGAGGAAACUAACAUCGCUACGUUGAUAUCUAGCGUGUGCUUGCUUUGACAACUAGUUAAACGUUUUUGAAUUGUAUUACUUGACUUUUACCAAGAUGGACAUACAACACCGGCAGCGUCCGGUCAAACCGGACCAGAGUUUUUGGGACAACCGAAGACUGUGGACCGCAAGGAUUUUCUCCAUGCUCUGCUGUGCAAUGGUGAUGUCGGUCGUUGCAGUAUUCUGCGCCUUUGUUUACCUCAUCUUGAAAGAGAUGCAGAAUGAGAGAGUGAUUGGAGAGGAUGGCUCAGAGGUUAGACUCCUAGGGUUCUGGAGUGUUCUGGUCAUGUCGGUGCUAGCAGGGUUCUGCUGCUGUAGCUUCACAUGGACCAUCACCUACUUUGACUCUUUUGAGCCCGGCACGUUCCCCCCAACGCCCCUGUCCCCUGGCCACCUCAGGCAGGUGACAGGUCACUCCUUCCACAUGAGCUACAGUGUGGCGGUCCUAAAUGGCAUUGUAGCGGCGAUCACCAUCAUCUGGAGCCUUACCUGACCUUACCCACAACCCCCUGUUCUACCUGACCUUACCCACAACCCCCUGUUCUACCUGACCUUACCCACAACCCCCUGUUCUACCUGACCUUACCCACAAGCCCCUGUUCUACCUGACCUUACCCACAACCCCCUGUUUAACCUGAUCUUACCCACAACCCCCUGUUCUACCUGAUCUUAUCCACAAUCCCCUGUUCUACCUGAUCUUACCCACAACCCCCUGUUCUACCUGACCUUACUCACAACCCCUGUUCUACCUGACCUUACCCACAACCCCCUGCUCUACCUGAACUUACCCACAUCCCCCUGUUCUACCUGACCUUACCCACAACCCCUGCUCUACCUGAACUUACCCACAUCCCCCUGUUCUACCUGACCUUACCCACAUCCUCCUGUUCUAUCUGACCUUACCCACAACCCCCUGCUCUACCUGACCUUACUCACAACCCCUGUUCUACCUGACCUUACCCACAACCCCCUGCUCUACCUGACCUUACCCACAUCCCCCUGUUCUAUCUGACCUUACCCACAACCCCUGCUCUACCUGACCUUACCCACAUCCCCCUGUUCUACCUGACCUUACCCACAUCCUCCUGUUCUAUCUGACCUUACCCACAACCCCCUGUUCUACCUGACCUUACCCACAUCCUCCUGUUCUAUCUGACCUUACCCACAACCCCCUGUUCUACCUGACCUUACCCACAACCCCUGUUCUACCUGACCUUACCCACAUCCCCCUGUUCUACCUGACCUUACCCACAUCCCCCUGUUCUACCUGACCUUACCCACAUCCCCCUGUUCUACCUGACCUUACCCACAUCCCCCUGUUCUACCUGACCUUACCCACAUCCCCCUGUUCUACCUGACCUUACCCACAUCCCCCUGUUCUACCUGACCUUACCCACAACCCCCUGUUCUAUCUGACCUUACUCACAACCCCCUGUUCUACCUGACCUUACCCACAACCCCCUGCUCUGACCCACAACCCUGUCACCUUACCCAGAACCCCUUGUUCUACCUGACUUUACCCACAAUCUUUUCCAUGUGUAUGUGUACAUAUCAAGAGAAGCAGUAGAACAUGAUGUGAUACUAUGAGACAAUGUGUCCAGUACUAAAGUCAGCCUCACUCACUAGCUCCUUGUCAUUUGGUUCUCCAUGCUGUCCUCUUCUUGGCCAAGUCCCAGGCUGAUGAAGUGUCGAGUCCCAGGUUUCUACAAGGUCAGGAUACCUUUUUUAAUGUACUGUAUAUUGUGAUAUAUCUAGCCUAAAGAGGUUUUUGUGCCAAAUUAGUGCUAUAAAGAGAACAUUUAAAAUAUGAAAUGAGACUCACACAUUCUAAAUCUAUAGUUUAUUGUAAGUCUAAUAUAUAACCCGUAGAGAGGUAUGUUCCAUGCAGUGUAUCUGUGCAUUUGACUGUUAUUCUCACUGAACCACUGAAUGAUGCUUUCACUGUCUCUCCUUCCCAUACUGAUGUCUGUACUACUGAACAGUAAAGAAGCUCUCACCUGC
Oncorhynchus keta (chum salmon) is the source of this 2322-nucleotide messenger RNA. It is a transcript of the gene arl6ip6, whose product is annotated as ADP-ribosylation factor-like 6 interacting protein 6. The record is from RefSeq and is a predicted model, not a curated record. The transcript is spliced from 4 exons. Lineage: Eukaryota; Metazoa; Chordata; Actinopteri; Salmoniformes; Salmonidae. The coding region runs from base 377 to 814 and encodes 145 amino acids.